Messenger RNA from Rubroshorea leprosula, 2801 nucleotides. NCBI's taxonomy places the organism in Eukaryota, Viridiplantae, Streptophyta, Magnoliopsida, Malvales, Dipterocarpaceae. The record is from the annotation of a GenBank genome assembly.
CCCAAUAAAAAGACGCCCAGCUACCAGCCCAACACCACCACCUCCACCCUCAUCCACCUCCUCCCCACCACCUCUUACCUUUUUUCUUUAUUUCUCCCCAUCCUUGGUUCUCUGUGACAUUUCCACAAACAUCCAAACGGCAACCCGUCGGUGUACUUCCAUUAUUAUAUCUUGAGUAACAUGGGACUUUGAGCUGUUUUCAAGAAGAAUCCCAAAGCUGCUAACGUUAUCUGUUUGGUUGUCUUUCUUCCUUUUUCCUUUUAUAAGUUGAUCGAUGAAAUGAAGAGUAAGGGAAGAAGAAGUAGCGGUGGUUCUGUAAAUUGGGUUUGGAGGUUUUCUGGGUUUUCAUGGCGGCUUGUGAUUUGGUAGGGGGGAGUGUUUAUGGGAAUAAUAAUGGGAGUGGUAAUGGCGGCGGUGAAAUUAGUCCACUGACGGUGAUAACCACCGCGUCGAAUAGUACUAGCAGGAGUAACUUGUCGGAGAGGAAGAUGGUGAGGAAGAGGAUGGCGCCAGAGAUUGGGGACUAUAACCGGUUUCCUCGCCGGAGUUUGGCGGCUGAGAAUGUUGUCGGGCGUUCUUUCUUGGCGGCCACGGUGGGUAAUGGUGCGGUUAAUCCUAACGCUGUUCUCAACUACUCCACCAUGAAUGUAAAUACCGCCAUGGUGUCUUCAACCGUGACGCCAGCCGGACCUGGGUUUUUAGCUACUACUUUUCCCAAUUUUUCCUCGGUGGAAGCCGUCCCAGCUAACCCUUCUCAGACUCCCGCCGUCUGUGGAUUCUCGGGUCUGCCGUUGUUCCCACCUCCGGAGAGAAAUAGAAACCCAACGGCUGGAAUUGCUACGUCUUCGUCUGUUUCUUUGGCUCCGAUUGCCAUGGAGGACACCACGGCCACCGCAUGGAUCGACGGAAUCAUAAAGGACCUUAUCCACAGCUCCACCAACGUUUCGAUUCCUCAGCUCAUCCACAACGUCCGGGAAAUCAUCUACCCCUGCAACCCAAAUCUCGCUUCACUUCUUGAGUACAGGCUUUGCUCGUUAAUGGAACCUCUGGAACGGAGGAGGAAGGAGCUGCAACCGUUGCACUUGCCGCUUCCGGUAGGGUUACUGCAGAGGCAAGCAGCCUCCCCCGGAAUCACGCUCAACUCGGAUUCUGAAACUCUAGAUACUGUCCCUAAUUUUUCCUUGCUGGAAUCUUCUACGAUGAAUCCGUACUCAAACUGGGGUAUAACUCCACCGCUUCCAGUCUCCUCCGGCGAUGGAAACAACCAGCAUCAGCCGUACGAUCAUCAAGUACCUAUUCCCCCUUCUACUGCACCGGUUCUUUCACUAAAUGAAACACAGAAUAUUUCUCCUCCCCAAGUAUCUCAUGCUCUGGACCAACCGUUGGAAGAAGAAAACUCUUCUCCAGUAGCGACAACGCCUCCACCAACCACCGUCCCAACGCCCACGUCCACCCUCCAAACAAGCAGCAACGGAGACAAAAAAGAGGAGUUACGGCGACAGAAAAGAGACGAAGAAGGGUUGCACCUCUUGACCUUACUCCUGCAGUGCGCGGAGGCCGUUUCAGCCGAUGACUUCGAGGAAGCAAACCGGAUGCUCCUAGAACUUUCCCAACUAGCGACGCCGUUCGGGACGUCUGCGCAGCGCGUGGCGGCGUAUUUCACGGAAGCAAUGUCAGCGAGGCUUGUAAGCUCGUGUCUGGGAAUCUAUGCGGCGCUCCCAACGCUUCCGCAGAGCCACAGCCAGAGAAUGGCUUCGGCGUUCCAAGUGUUCAACGGAAUUAGCCCGUUCGUAAAAUUCUCCCAUUUCACAGCGAACCAGGCGAUCCAAGAAGCGUUUGAGAGAGAGGAGAAGGUGCACAUCAUAGAUCUCGACAUAAUGCAAGGGCUACAAUGGCCCGGACUCUUCCACAUCCUGGCGUCGAGACCUAGCGGCCCACCGCACGUCCGACUAACCGGUCUCGGAACUUCUAUGGAAUCCCUCGAAGCCACCGGAAAACGCCUCUCCGAUUUCGCCGAGAAACUGGGUCUCCCCUUCGAGUUCCAUCCGGUGGCAGACAAGGUCGGAAAGAUAGACCCGGAAAGGCUGAAUGUCAGUAAGAGGGAGGCCGUUGCCGUCCAUUGGCUGCAGCAUUCACUGUACGACGUAACUGGGUCUGAUACAAACACCCUCUGGCUUCUGCAAAGAUUAGCGCCGAAGGUCGUGACGGUGGUGGAACAGGACCUGAGUCCGGCGGGGUCAUUUUUAGGGAGGUUUGUGGAGGCGAUACAUUACUACUCUGCGCUGUUUGAUUCAUUGGGAGCGAGCUAUGGAGAGGAAAGUGAGGAGCGGCAUGUGGUGGAGCAGCAGCUGUUAUCGAGGGAGAUACGGAAUGUUUUAGCUGUGGGAGGGCCAUCGAGGAGCAGGGAGGUGAAGUUCCAUAACUGGAGGGAGAAGUUGGAGCAGUGUGGGUUUAAGGGUAUAUCUCUGGCAGGCAACGCCGCCACACAAGCCACCCUUUUGCUGGGUAUGUUUCCGUCCGAUGGGUAUACAUUGGUGGAGGAUAGCGGUACACUCAAGCUUGGAUGGAAGGACCUUUGCUUGCUCACUGCUUCCGCGUGGCGGCCUUUUCAUGUUAGUACUGCGGCGGGCGCCGCCCACCGGUGUUAGCUUUCUUUCUUUUUCUUGAUAGGGUUUGAGGGAUGUGAAAUGUAAAUGUACCUAUUAUCACUUACUGCUAUAAUUUGAAUUCUUAGUUCAUUAUCAAAUUUAAUUGAUUAUAUCAUCAGGAAUGUCUGCUUGUCACAGCAGUUAUUUCAUGUU